Cuscuta campestris is the source of this 901-nucleotide messenger RNA. NCBI's taxonomy places the organism in Eukaryota, Viridiplantae, Streptophyta, Magnoliopsida, Solanales, Convolvulaceae. The record is from the annotation of a GenBank genome assembly.
CUCUUCCUCCAAGUUUCUUAGGCCCCCGGGUUCCUUAACCGAACAUUGGUGCUCUCGUUGAGAGUGUCGAACACAUCAAGCAUGCUCCAAAAAAUGGUUGCGUCAAGAAUAGUGACCAGGUCAUCCGCCGCCAACACCGGUGGUGGCCUCAGGAUGACUGUCACGGCGCCAAUCAGCGCAGGUCAUGACGACCUGGACGUCAGCCUCAACGACGUCAAUAGCCAGAACACCACUGAUCUACGCCACCGCAUUCCUAGGCGGCAAACGACGAACGUUGGGGUAUCUCAAGAACCUACCCAACAGGACGUCGCGAGGUCUAGCAGAACGUGGUGGAGAGCGCGGAGCUUUUCGCCCAACACCUGAAAAGUCUGAUGGAGGACCCCCGCAUGAACCCUUCGGCGGGGGACCUGAGAACAAGGAGUUGAGCCGCUCCCAGCAGCGGGACAACGGUAAGGCCCCGGAGCGUAAGGCCAACAAGAAGCAAGCUAGCCGACGAGACAAGGAUACGGAAAGCAAGCGUCAUGAACCCCUGAAGGAAGGACAAGGCGAAAGUGAGUCGCACGUGUCCGUGUUCAGCCGGAUGCGAGUGCCGGCCACGGAGCGAUUGCAUGGCCGACAAAAUGCCUUCAUACAGGGCGGAGCAGGGAAAAUCAGGAUGCCCUGCGAGGAACAGUGUGACCGACAUAGAGAAGUCCAUCCAGAAGGGCCGAAUUCCUGAUCCGAGCAGCCCAUUCAUGAUGUAUUUAGAUUGUACUAAGGACUUUAGGCCUCCCCCAAUAUUCAAUGUAAUUUUUCUUUUUAGAAAUAUUGUUAAAACCGAGUUCUUGAGAUUUCCAAUAAAGUUGUGAUAUUUCACUCUAUGGUUUGAUCUUUGAAGACUUAAUCAAAUACUGUGAUAUGG